AUGGAUAAUAAAAACAUCUUUCUUGAUUUAGGAGAGAAUGAUCUUCUAACAAUAAAGAAGACUGAAAAUGAAGAAGUUGUUUCGUAAUUUAAUCAAAAAACUGAAUAAAUUACCUCUUUUGGAAAGAAAAUAAUAAAAGGUUAAUAGUUUUGGAAAGAAUUUUAUAAAUAGGAAUUAAUUAAAAGCAAAAAGAAACAUCCAUAAGCUACUCAUAAUGAGUUGACAUCAUUCAUUUCAAAAAAAUGGAAAAGAAAGAAACAAAAUAAGAAGCUUAUUAAUAAACUUAAAUUGAAGAUUAAGCAUGAAAAUACUACUGAUAUAACUAUUUCAAGUAAUAACAAUGAUGAGAUAGCAAAUAUUCAUCAAGAAGAAUAAAAAGAUGAAAUUAUUUAAAAACUCAAAAUUUAAACAUUUAAAUUAAUUUAUUUAGAUAAUAUUUGCGAACUUAAGGGAGAGACAAUUUUAGAAGCAAUUUAAAAUAAUAUGUAGCUUAUCUACAUCAAUAAAUCUAAUGAGAUUAAUAAUUAAGAAUAAAUUUUUGAUUUAAAUCAAUAGAAAAUAACUCAAAAUAAUCAGGAAAUACCGGAAAUUACAGAAGCUUAAAAAUAACCUUAAUAGGAUUCAGAAGAUGAGCCUUUAAACGAUGAAGAGGAUACCAACUUUUAAAUAAAAAAUAAAAUCAUGAAUUAUCUAUGA
Messenger RNA from Paramecium sonneborni, 696 nucleotides. The record is from the annotation of a GenBank genome assembly. Lineage: Eukaryota; Ciliophora; Oligohymenophorea; Peniculida; Parameciidae.